Babesia sp. Xinjiang is the source of this 3141-nucleotide messenger RNA. Its product is annotated as Regulator of telomere elongation helicase 1. The record is from RefSeq and is a predicted model, not a curated record. Bases 1 to 3141 code for a protein of 1046 amino acids. NCBI's taxonomy places the organism in Eukaryota, Apicomplexa, Aconoidasida, Piroplasmida, Babesiidae. Gene Ontology annotation, cellular component: nucleus. The transcript has a single exon. Gene Ontology annotation, molecular function: DNA helicase activity; DNA binding; ATP binding. Gene Ontology annotation, biological process: double-strand break repair involved in meiotic recombination; nucleotide-excision repair.
AUGGAGGAAAUCGAUCAAGAUAUAAAAUCACCAUUGGUAACUUACGGAUCUAAAGAAAACUAUGAGGAAGAGGAGAGCUACAAUGAUGGAAAAACACUGUUCAGCGGAUCAUUGAGGUCAGAUAGCACCUCAAAUAUCGAAACACCAAACACAACUCUGUCAAAACGCAAGAAUGAAAUAUCUUUAAUUUCACUAUAUGCAGAGUGUGAAAGAAUACUGAAUGUAUUCAAAGCAAAUGGUGUUAUUGAUAUCGAUGAACCAUGGGUACUACAAAAUGAUACUCUGCGAACGGCUUUCGUUCAAAUCGAUAAGAUGUACAAAUCCGUUAAGAUACCACUAGGUGAGGUAUUUGCACGCACGGUGCAACAAUUAAUAAUGCUACCACGCAUAUUACGAAGCGAAGAGACUCUGUCGAAAUGUCCCAAUCGCGUCGCGGAUGCAGCCGCCCAGCAUAGCGUAGCUGCCAAUACUUUUAAAGAAGAUCUUGUAAAUUGGGAAAGUAUUAAGCUGCAACGGAACAUAGCAGGAUUAAAGGUGCUAUUCCAAUUCCCAAGUAUGGGAAAAGCGCAAAUACAGAUGCUAGCGAAACUCAUACAUGCACUCAAAAACUCAGAACAUGUUGUUUUGGAAUCUCCUACAGGUACAGGUAAAACUGCCGCCAUACUGUCGGGACUAUUGUCAUGGAUGUAUCAAGAACAAGUACAGGAGGGACCCGUUGCUACAGGAAACCAACCCGAAGAUAGGUUACCACGUAAAGAUACAGAGGGUGCAUCAACAACUGUGAAAACAUCGGAACAGGGUUCGGCAGCAAAGAAUACAGGAAAACCUAAGAUUAUAUAUCUCACAAGAACCCAUGUACAAAUUAAACAGGUCAUGCAGGCCAUCGCAAAAAGCGGUUUUAAGCCUAGAAGCUGCAGCAUAGCUUCGAGGUUACAGCUUUGCACGUAUAAAUCUUGCAAGGGCGCAACGAUUUCUGAAGAUAGUGAAACUGGUACCGAGUCGGAUGAUCCGAAAAACAGAAUCGUGGAACAUUGUAGACAACUGGUAGGGAAUACCGAUAAGAUAAGAUCGAAAACAUCAGCAAUUUAUGGUACAUGCUCAGGAAGAAAGAUAUAUGCAAAAGCAAGUAAAAACGAACCUGUUUGCCCAUAUUAUGUUAAUAUGGGAUGCAAGAACUAUGCCAUUAGUACCGCAAUUAGGGUAUUACAAAACGAUAAAGGUACGUGGGACAUUGAAGAUCUCAUAAAUUUUGGCUCGAAAUCCAGUGACGGUGCAACUUCCAUAGGUUGUGGAUGCGAUGAUUACGUUGAAGUGAAGCCUAAGAAAGUCAAAGAAAUGGAUAUCACAAGGUACCUAACACCAAGGAGGAAACAUGGUGGGCAGAGGCUACCAGGUAUUUGCCCAUACUACACGUCUAAAGCUGUAGCGCAGGUGUCUGAUUUUAUUGUUUGCCCAUAUCCCUACAUCAUUGACCCUCAUAGCGUAGUCAAGGGUAAAUCCAUUCCAAGCCAUGUUGCCACAAUACUUUUCUCUGACAGAAGGUUCGAUGAUGUGAAGUUGGAAAUAAUGGAGGUGAUCAAUGAAAAAACUAACAUAAAUGGAACUGCUAGUAAUGCUAUGUUUGGCAAUCUUGAGAACGCCGUACUAAUUUUCGAUGAGGGGCAUAAUGUAGAACGAUCAUGUGUCGAAGAGGCUUCUUGGGACAUUAGUUUUGAUUUGAUGAAAAGGAUACUUACGUGGAUGAGGUCGAUGAGAUCUAAGGUUAAAGCUAUAGAGACUGCAGAGACUAAUGAAUCCAACGAUAAUGCGACCACUGGUAAACUCAAUACACAUAUUACGAAACCACUGGCGCGUAUUAUCAAUUUCUUGCAAAGUCUCACUGCAGGAUUGAACGCAUUUGUCAAAUGUGCGGAGAGGAGGCAGCAGCCAGCUAAAGACAAUUUUUCUGGAGAACGAGUAUUCCACAGCUGGGACAGAUAUGACCAAUUUAAGGACCCACUAGGUGGAUCAAGCGAAUUCAUAGAAGAGUUCAGUCUCGAUAUCGCACAAGUAUACAUUAUAUAUUGUAGUAUCAUGCAGAUAAGGACGCACACGAGGGCAUUAGUGCGCAACGGGAUUCCAUUCUACGAGGAAUACAUGUUCCACUUGGAGAACCUACUUGCAAUUAUGGUAAUGUUAUGCCAUAGGCCAGAUUGCUACAGUGUACUUGUUCUAGUCACUGGUCCAAAAGCAUAUACACUGGGUAUUUGGCUUAUGAACCCAGCUGCAAUGUUUGACGAGCUGGCUUCCGAAGCAAAAAGCAUCGUCAUUGCCUCGGGUACACUUGCACCUAUACCGGCGAUGGUCGAUAGUUUGGGUGAGACGUUCAAGAGAAGGCUCAAGGACAAUAUACUAUCUGCGUCACAAACUCUGAACCAAGAUCAGCUCGCAAUAUACACACUCAGUCAUGUGGCUAAAUCACGAAAUGCCGAUGAUGUCAUCGAAUGUAAUUUCAAGAACCUUAAAAACAAUGCUUUUCUUAUACGUUUAGGUAAAAUAAUCGCCAGCUUACUAGAGGUGAUGCCAGGAGGCACGCUCAUAUUUUUCCCAAACCGAUCUGCAAUGAUAUCAUGCCUGGAGCUGUGGAAAGAAACACCUUACUCGGAAAAUUCGGCAGAUGGUAAAAGCACAAGUAUACUAGAACAUAUCAUGAUGCUUAAGGAUAUGAAUUUUUAUCAAGAGCCUGCGGAGGCGGCCGAGUUUGCUAAAUUGUUAAAAGAACUGCAGGAACGGCAAAAGUUCGUGGUUUUUGCAGUUUUUAGAAGUCACUGUUCAGAGGGACUUAACCUCAAAUUGUCUUCUCUUAUACUUGUGGGACUACCGUUUCCUUGUAUUGUUGCCCCGAAGGUCGAUAUUGCUAGGAGGUAUAAUAAAGCCUACGGUGUAAAGUACAACUGGUAUCUUCGGGAAACGUAUCGUGCAGUUAACCAAUCAAUCGGUAGAUGUAUACGCACCAAGCAUGACAAGGGUGUGAUUGUACUUUUGGAUAGGAGAUAUAAUCAGGCAAAGGAAUACUUCUCAUCAUGGAUACAUCCAUAUAACCGUGUUCAAAAUACAGUCGAAACUGUCAAACACGAUAUACGUACAAACUUCAAGUUCUAA